Messenger RNA from Drosophila virilis, 1707 nucleotides. RefSeq names its product GRB10-interacting GYF protein 2. Lineage: Eukaryota; Metazoa; Arthropoda; Insecta; Diptera; Drosophilidae. The record is from RefSeq and is a predicted model, not a curated record.
AAAAAACCAAAUAAAAAUAAAUAAUAAAAUAAAAUUUUUUGUUUUUUGCUUUUCCAACUCGAAUUCGACAUAGGCAAAAAUUUGAUUGGUCAGCUGAAAAGCUUUGGCUGGUGCAAGCGAUGACUGCGGCGGAGACUGAGGAGAACGGCCCAAGCAACAGCAGCAGGAACUGCGCGGACGCGCCCCGGUCGGGGCUGCCGCCGGCGCAGGAUCAGGUACGGGAUCAGAGGCUGGAGCUCAAGCAAUCGCCGAAUGCCCGAACCGAUCUGGCUCAGGGCUUCCCGUGUGCCGGCGGCCAGCCGAAGGUGUAUCCAACGCUGCGGCUGCGACUGCGCGAGACGAUCCAGAGCGUGCCGGAGGCGGCUGAGACGGACAACGUUCCGGUGCUGGUUCAGGGCCCAAGGCAGGCGGGCGGCCGGUCGAGCAGCUCGACGAGUCGCCUGGUCCGUCAGGCGGUCACCCAGCCGCGACGGGUGUCCACGCCGCCAGCGUCUACGCGUCCUGUGGAGAUGAUGCCGAUGCCUUCGCCGUCGCCGUCGCCGUCAGCGUCGGCGUCAGCGUCAUUGUCGCUGCCCAUGCAAUCGCCGGAGCAUAGCUACAGCAGCGGCGGAGGCAGCGGCAGCGGCAGCGGCAGCGGCAGCUACUGGCUAGAAACACAGAACUUUAACACAGCCGGCGGACAUUCGAGCCGCCCGCUGUCACUGCCGCUGGCGCUGCCGCUGCCGCUGCAGUUGCAGUCGCUGGAGAGCGCUGGCGCGUCAGAGCGCCGCCUGACCUUUGACCAGUGGCUGCAGACCAAAAACGAUAAUGACAGAAAACAGGAGUUGCUGCGUCGCCGCCAGAGUCGACGCGAGGCGCAUCGUCUGCACAGCCUGAAGCAGAUGCGCAAACAGAUGUCCGAGAAGUGCUAUGAGGAUUGGCUGCACGCCAAGCGGCGGGUGCAGUGCAGCGCCCGGCUGCCCAACGCAUCGGCCGAGGCGCAGCGCAAGCGGCGCGAAGAGUCACAGCUGUGCCUGGCCCAGUGGCAGCAGCGCAAGCGCCAGGAGCUGGAGCAGAGGCGCGAGGAGGAGCUGCGCGCCGAGCAGGAGCAGCGAGUCCAUGAACAGCUGCGCCGCCAGCUAUCGCAGCUCGCCUGGGAGCGCUGGCUCGCCCAGCUGGCGGUCAAAACCCAAAGCAAUUCCGGCCUGCAGACCGAGUUCCGGUGGCGGCAGCAGCAGCAACACCUGCAGCAGCAGCAGCAGCAGCAGCAGCAGCAGCAGCAGCAGCAACAACACCUGCAGCAGCAGCAGCGUCCGUUGUCGGCGUUGUCGCGGCUGAGCAAGUUGACGGCGGCCGCGACGCCCAGACAACGCAUACGCCUGCGAGCGCAGCCGUCGAGCGCCAGGCAGCAGCAGCAGCUGGAGCAGAGCAAGCUGCAGGAGCAGGUCACCUCCUUGUAUCUGCAUGUGCCUCUGUCGGCGGCACAGCGUGCUCUGCGCCGGCGUCUCGACGCCAUCGAUGCGGUGCACUUGCAGCGGCGGCGCAGGUGAUGCUAGCUGCAAAGCUUUUACUUAAUCCAAAAGCUCUGCCCCGCCCACAGAAUACGUCCGUUCUCCCGUUUGUCCACCUGUUGACCACCAUGUUGAACAGUUAAGUCAGCCAGCUUUAAGCACCAUGAAUACUUCACAAAUUAUACAAAGACAAUAAAUUCAUAAAUUCAUAGAAUCA